AUGGUCCGAACCAUUGUCCUCACCGCUCUCGUGGCCGCCGUCGCCUCCGGCCUCCAGCUCGGCAACCCUGCCGCCGGCUCUUACAUGGUCCGCAGGACGGCCGCCGGGGGGGCCGCAAUCGCUGCAGUCGUCGCCACUAACGCACCCGAAUCGGAAUCGACCUCUUCCGAGGGAGACGGGGAAGACGCCGAUUUCCAGGAGACUGGUAUUCCCCAGGGCCGGCCCAAUGAGACUGGUGGUCGGCAGGUGCAGGCCGAGCAGACUGGUGCCCGGCAGGCCCAGUCCGCGCAGACUGGCUUGGCCCGAGGCGGUGAUGGCCAGUCUUUUGCGGAUGACGACGACGCCGGCCAGACUAGCUUCGCCGAUGACAGCGCGCCUACCAAGACCGGCCUGUCAGGCAACAACUCGCCCAUCGAGACGGGCUUUCCCGACGAUGGCUCUGGCGCUGAUCAGACCGGCUUCCCUGAGGACGGCUUCUCCGGGCAAACUGGCAACCCUCCUGGUGUCGCGGCCCCCACGGGAGGCACUGGCGCCCGGAACACGGACACGCCAGUCCUUAUCAGCGAGGGGCUCGCCCGCCCCGUCGGCCGCGUUACGGUAUUGCUCGGCCUCGGCGCCGUGGCCCUUGCCAUCGGUCUUUCGUGA
Messenger RNA from Hirsutella rhossiliensis, 645 nucleotides. RefSeq lists its product as uncharacterized. The transcript has a single exon. NCBI's taxonomy places the organism in Eukaryota, Fungi, Ascomycota, Sordariomycetes, Hypocreales, Ophiocordycipitaceae. The record is from RefSeq and is a predicted model, not a curated record. Bases 1 to 645 code for a protein of 214 amino acids.